AUGAACUGUUUGUCCGAUGUCCCUCACUCACCACUCCGAUAUCAUCCACACGCGCGCCUGCCGCGUGUGCUGCUGCGAUCGGCCCAUCCCGGAAAUGUCCAGGUGCGGGUUGCGGCUGGCAUCACGUGCGAUCAGGCGGGCAGUGUUACCUCCAUGCAAUUCUCCCAGCUUAUGGCACCAUCCUUUCCCACGGAUAGUGUCACGCGCCUUACUCGCCUCACGGAGCUGAGCUUCUACACGGUCAUCGAUUUUCCAGACAACCCACUCUACAACAUCACAUGGCUCAAGUCGCUGUCAGUGGAGUGUCUGCCGACCGUGACUGGAGUGGCCUUUCCUUCCACCAUUGCCAACCUCGCACAGCUCAUCAGACUGAGAGUGAAGGACUGCAGCAUGGGCACCAAUGGUGCCUUCUCGGUGCUGAGCUCUCUCACCAGCCUCGUGGAUGUGGAGUUGCCGUCUAACGGCGUCUCGGAUCUCUCGCCGCUUCAAGGGCUGGACUACGCCAAGCUACAGCAACUCAAUCUGAGCUCCAACGCGCUGCAGUCCGACCGGCUCCAAGACCUGAGCAAGCUCACCAGCCUCACCUCCCUGGACCUCUCUCACAACCAGCUCACUGGCCCUCUCCCUGAAUCCCUCACAGCCAUGACCUCCUUGGUUACCCUUUGGUUUUUCAUGAUCCUUAGCAACAAGCUUCCGGGUCGCCCUUGCUUUCCAUGCGGCAUAGAGACAGUCCCCACACCCUGCCUGCCCCAUGCCUCCCAUCACAUCAGUUCCACCAGCAACACCUCUCUCGCGUGCCCUGACCGCUACAGCAGCUGCGGUGUGCCCCAGAAUCCGUCUAAUGGCUUCUGCCACACCUGCGCUGACUUCUGCACUUCAUGCGACAAGUCCCAGCUGCCUGCCCCGCCUGCAGCCAACCAGGGGAAGGCGGGAGUGUCUGUGGGGGCGAUCGUCGGGGCCGUGGUUGCUGCCUGUGCUGCUCUCCUGGGCCUCGCCUUGAUCCUCUACUACUGCUGCUUCAACACACGGCAACAGAAAGCACCAGCGUUGAUGAGCAGCAGAGCAGCAUCGCAGGCAUGUCAGGAGUACCCACUGCAGCACGUGGUGAAGGCGACCCAUGGAUGGAGCGAGGAUAAUCUGCUGGGCAGGGGUGCAUUUGGAGAUGUGUACCGCGCUGUGUCUCCUGCUGAUGGGACCACCCUGUGGGCUGUGAAGCGCGCCAAGCUUAUUACUAACGACUUUGACACCGAGGUGUGCCAGAUGGCCUCCAAGCACCACCCCAACCUAGUGCGGCUGCUAGGGUUCGCCAUUGGCAUCACAGACAAGACAAGGGUGGAGCAGGUCCUCAUCUACGAGCUCAUGCCCCACGGGGACCUCUCGCACUGGAUGGGCAAAGAUGCCCCCACGCCACUGACUUUCCAGCAGCGGGUGGACAUCCUCAUAGGGGCGGCGCGGGGCUUUGAGUACCUUCACAGCUUUGGCAUCGUGCACCGCGAUAUCAAGCCUGCCAACAUAUUGCUGGAUGGGAACAUGCAGGCUAAGAUUUCAGACUUUGGGCUGGUGAGGAUGGGGGAGGGCACGGCACUGCAGAGCACGCGAGUGGUGGGAACACCAGGCUAUGUGGACCCCUCUUACGUUGCUUCCAAUAAAGCCACCACUGCCGCUGAUGUGUACAGCUUCGGCGUUGUGAUGCUGGAGCUAAUGACGGGCCGGCAGGCCGUUGGGGAGUCUCUAGCCACGGGCGCGGAUGAAGAGACCAACUGUCCCAUGACCAUCGUCUGCUGGGUGGAGCAGCAGCUCCAACAAUCCAGCAACGGCCCAGCCCCAGGCCUCAGCGACCCACGCAUGGAAGCUCGGGACGACCUCGUGCUGGCCGUGGUGCAGCUGGCGCUGCGAUGCACUGCCAGGCGCACUGCCGCCCGGCCGGACAUGGGCACAAUAGCAACAGAGCUGAGUGCGGUGAUGGCGGAGUUGGGGGGUUCUAAGAGGAAUACAGCGGCGGAGGAGGUGGACAGGCAGAUGGAGGAGAUUGAACCCGCGAGAAGCAUGGAAGAGGAGUUUGCUCGGAUAGAUGCCCGGUUCCAAGGUAGUCAAAGUGACUCGUACGCUCGCUUAGGCCUGGUUUGA
Messenger RNA from Closterium sp. Yama58-4, 2127 nucleotides. The record is from the annotation of a GenBank genome assembly. NCBI's taxonomy places the organism in Eukaryota, Viridiplantae, Streptophyta, Zygnematophyceae, Desmidiales, Closteriaceae.